AGGGGGGACGGGACAGGGAGAGGAGCAGACAGGCAGACGGGCUGAUCCACCCAAAAACACUGUCACAGUAAAAGUUUUACAGAGAAGAAAUGGGGCAGAAAGAAAAGAAGGAGGGCAAGAAGAGGAGAGAUGAGAGCCCGGCGCCGGACGACAUCAAAAAGUGCAGAUUCUGUCGCUUCCCUCUGCUCGUCGCCCUGCUCCAGCUGCUGCUGGGGGUGUCCGUGGCAGCCGUGGCGUUCCUCAUGCUGGCCAUCAGCCCCUCGCUCCUGGCCAGGGAGACCCCACACUGGGCUGGGAUCAUUCUGUGUUUAGUUUCUAUCGUCGGCUUCAUCCUGUACUGCACCACCUACCUGCCCGAUGAGAGGACGUCCAUGCAGUUCAUCGGCAAGCUCCUGUACUUCAUCCUGUGCACAAUUGGCCUGGUCAUCUCCGUGCUGGUCGUGGCGUUCGCCGGACACCACUACACUCAGACCAGCAGCCUCAGCUGCGAGCGGGACGGGGAGGACUGCGCGUGCAAACUGGACCCGAGUGACCCCGUCGCCCGCACCUUCACCUACGAGGGAGUGAGCGACUGCGGGGAGAUCACAGAGACCCUCACGCUCUACUUCCUGAUACAGAUCGUGCUGAAUCUGGUCCAGGCCCUGGUCUGCGCCGCGGGAGCCUUCAUCAUGUGGAAGCACCGGUACCAGGUCUUCUUCGCUGGCCUUCAGAUCGGCUCGCCCUCCUCCCAGCAGUGGCAGAAGGUUUAACUGUGGUGAUGAUGACAGAGUUGAUUGGAUGAGUCCGAUCAGACAGAUCAGGACAGAGGAGGAGAGCCAACUGUGUGAUUACACUCUGAAGGACGGGGACGUUUGCCUUUUUUUAGUGCGUGUGCCUCAAGUGUGUUUUCUUUGGUAUCACUUUGUAUAAACCUUUAAAGGCUCUUUGCACACAUUUUAUACAAUAACUCUGAUGAGUUCUACUUCCAACAGCUGGUGGUAUAAAAACAGUCAUCAAUGAAAAGAAGGGUCAGACAGCAAAAGGCUCACAGUAUUUGAAUUUCUUUUCUGGAGGCCCACUGAAUCACCGUGUUGUUGAAACAUGAUGUGCAAAUGUUAAACUGACUCUACUUUUACGGCAACAGGCUAAUUUUAAAAAUCCACUACACAUCCUCCACUUUUAAUAUUUUGAAAAAUUGUCACAUCUUACUUCAGUGCUCUACUUUCUUCACAUAUUUAGAUUUUAUUUAAAAGCUUUAUAUGUGAUUUUUUGAUCCAGCAGAUGUCGCCCUUGAGCACCAGCAUGAAACCAAAACAACUGGCGCUGCAUUGUUGUGUUAGCAUGCUAAUGCUAGCGAUCUUUAUUCUGCUCGUAUCUUCACACUGCAUGUAAAUUUACCUGAAAUGAGCGUGAUCUAGAAACACAGUUAAGCAGUGAGUACAGUAUGUUAUUCUUCUUUUCUCUAGUCCCUCAAUUAAACAACUUUUAUACGUGAGGGGAGGAGUCAGCCGGCCGUCCGGGCGAUGUAAACAAAGUGAAGAUAGGACUCUGAAAACUCUGAAAACAUCACAGACAGUGGGACUCGGGUGUUACACCCAUUGUAGACAGUCAUGACUCACAGAGUUAUUUUCAGAGGAGAUACUUGAUAUAUAUUUAAAUGUGAAACAUCACAUAUAAAGACUUUAAUAUUUUAAAUUAGCGCGCUUUAAAAAAAUAAAAUUAAAAGGUGGAUUCAUUAUUUGAAGAACUUUUUGUUUUCUUUGUUCCUUUUCAGACUUGUGCAGCUCUGUAAAUCUUGCAGAAUUGAUCAAAACAAUAGCUAAGUACUCUCCAGCUGUCGCCCCUGUAUGAGUGUAUUUAAUACUCUUCAAAGAGGAUUCUGACAGAAGCUGCACUAUUUGCUUCUUCACGAGAUGAGACUGAGUCGGGCUGUGGUCUGUGUGAAGGUGGAUGCCAGGCCAGUUAGCCAGCAUGACUCAAGCAGCCUGUAGGAGUCAAACUACUGCAACCACAAAGGGAGGGGUGAGGAGGGGGGGUUGGGUGAGAAAAGGGGGACUCAGACAGGCAGCUGGACUGAGGAAACAAAAUCAUCCUACUGUUUACAACCAAUCAGUUUGCAGCAAAAAUAAAGAAAAAAGCAAAACAAUUAAGGGCUUUAUUUUGAAAACCGUUGCCUUAUGCCGUGGUUCAGCAUCCUUUUAUUCCUCCUCUCAUGUUGCAGGAGUCACUUACAGUAACAUAUAAAUACAUGCUGAGCAGGGAACAAACAUCUGCUCACAGGGAGAACCUAACAAUGUAAUGUUACAUCUUUUUUCUUGUCCAUGAUGAAAAAAAGUUAUUCUUGGUUGAUCAAACAUCAUGAUUUAUGUUUCACACACUCCUUAAAGGUGAUGUAUGAGAAAGGAGUGGUCAGAUUGUAUUUUAAAAAAAAGAAAGUUUAGAAUAAGUGCAUUACUCCUUUGAGUGAUCUUUUUUUGUUUGUGGUUACAAAUACAAAAAGUCUUUGUUUCAGUUA
Molecule: messenger RNA, 2494 nt
Organism: Labrus mixtus (cuckoo wrasse)
Lineage: Eukaryota; Metazoa; Chordata; Actinopteri; Labriformes; Labridae
Gene: sspn
Product: sarcospan (Kras oncogene-associated gene)
Exons: 3
Coding region: 90-749 (219 amino acids)
Cellular component (GO): dystrophin-associated glycoprotein complex; sarcolemma
Source: RefSeq, a predicted model, not a curated record